CUACGAUCCGGCUCAGACGUUCCACAGUUGCGGCACAGUGAAGAAGCGCGAGAGAGAGCGGCCGAGAGAAUCUGCCACCGAAAUCUAACAACUGAACCCGACAAAAAAACUGGUCAAGAACCGAAUCACUGAAUAAACACAUCAUUAACACAGCUCAGACCCCAAUGCGAUUGAAGUAGAAUGUGGAAAUAUUUGCUGAUUUGUGUGGUGAUGAGUGCCCUCAACGAGGAAUCUUCGGCGGCUGGCCAGCAGCCGAGACGACGUCGCGGUUAUACCGGCGGCUAUGCUGCCGGCAUUGCCAGCAGCGGCGGCGGAGGCGGAGGCGUGGGCCACAGCAGCUAUGUGAGCACAGGUGGCGGUGGAGGCGGAGGCUACUACGACUACGAUGACUAUGAUGGCAACUCGCCCAACUUUGGCAUCAUCGAUCCGUAUCUGUUCCAUCAGCAGCUGACGAACCACAUUCUGGCCCAGAACUACGCGAACCAACAAGCUAUAACGGGUCUGGCCACGGCUGGCAAUGCUUUUGCAUCUGCGGAUGCCUCUCUAGUCGACGACGACGACACUCGCAUCCAGCAGCAGAUUGCCGCACAGCAGGCCUACCACGACAAUCUGGUGCGUCAGAACCGCUACAGGGGAGGCUCGGGUUCGGGCUCGGGCUCGGGCUCGGGUUCAUCCAGCGGCUCCUACAACUCCCAUCGCUAUGCACCCAGCUAUGCCGCUGCCUCGGGCUCCAUUGGACCCAAUGGGCAUCGCCAGACGGCCUACAUUAGUCCUGCUAAUGCGGCCUCGCCCAACAUUGUGAAUCGUUUCGGUGGCUCAUCCUCGGGUGGUGGCGGCGGCUACAAAGGAGUCUCCGUCUCCUCCUACAGCCACAGCAAUGGCGAUGGCACCAGUCGUCGCGGUGCUCAGACCACUGUCAAUGACAAUGGUAAGGUCACCUCGUACUCGACGCACUCUUAAAGGGAUUCCAAUCGUUUCAAUAUCGACUUACAUUUCGUUUCGUUUGUAUGACAGAAAAAAUAAAUAUUUUUUUCUA
This is a messenger RNA of Drosophila guanche, 1036 nucleotides long. RefSeq names its product cell wall protein IFF6. The coding region runs from base 181 to 960 and encodes 259 amino acids. The record is from RefSeq and is a predicted model, not a curated record. The transcript is spliced from 6 exons. NCBI's taxonomy places the organism in Eukaryota, Metazoa, Arthropoda, Insecta, Diptera, Drosophilidae.